CGACGGAAUCGGAAUAUAUUCUUUGUGACACCAAGGCCGCUUCCGGUUGACGAGGACACGUCACUCAUUCGCUUAAGGAAGUGGACCUGUGCAAAACUCGCUCGUUGACCUCAUUUGUGCAAAUAAGACGGCAAAAUCAUGUCGAAUUCAGUCAUAUCGGUUAUCUCUCGGUUUCUAGAGGAGUACACCACCACGACGCCCAACAAACUGAAGGUGGUGGAUGCAUAUUUGCUGUACAUCUUGCUGACAGGAGCGCUGCAGUUCCUCUACUGUCUACUCGUUGGCACCUUCCCCUUCAAUAGCUUUCUGUCGGGCUUCAUCUCGUGUGUGGGCGCUUUCAUUCUCGGAGUGUGUCUUCGUAUCCAGAUCAACCCACAGAAUAAAGGAGAUUUCCUGUCCAUCUCCCCAGAGAGAGCCUUCGCUGACUUCCUAUUCGCUCACACCGUCCUCCAUCUGGUUGUGAUGAACUUCAUUGGUUGAAACAGAUGUGAAUCUGACUCCGUGUCCCCCUCUUAGAAGUUAAGGACAAGAGAAGAUCCCCUUCCAGACAUGAUACAUCCCGCCAUCAACACUGAAUUAGUUGCAUCAUUUUCUUACAGAUAAUGAUUGAGUUCUUGCAUUCUUUUUUUUUUUUAUAUUAAAAAUUUGUAAAGCAUUCCCCUUUGCACCGAGAAGAAAAAAUAAAAACAACUCAAAUGGUGACCUGGA
Etheostoma spectabile (orangethroat darter) is the source of this 708-nucleotide messenger RNA. It is a transcript of the gene dad1, whose product is annotated as defender against cell death 1. NCBI's taxonomy places the organism in Eukaryota, Metazoa, Chordata, Actinopteri, Perciformes, Percidae. Gene Ontology annotation, biological process: protein N-linked glycosylation. The record is from RefSeq and is a predicted model, not a curated record. Gene Ontology annotation, cellular component: membrane; oligosaccharyltransferase complex. The transcript is spliced from 3 exons. Bases 139 to 480 code for a protein of 113 amino acids.